UCACAGCUGAGCACCAUGGAAGAGCUUCACCUCUCCUCAGCCAAUAUGCCACACACCUGUACUCCCGAGCAAUCCUACCUUAAGGACACAGGAAGCAGUUCUACACAGGCCAGGAAUCAAACAGUGGCCUUCCUAGUCUCCUUCCGAAAGAAACAAAAGAAUGGAUUCCGAGAUUUCAUUCCACUUUUUCUGAAAGUGCAAGCACAAAACCAGUCUGAUGAUCUAGAUGGUAAUGAAAAAUACCUAGAUGGGUUGGUUGAAAGGUAUAAAAAUGGAGAAUAUUGGACAGAUCAAACCAAUACAGAGAGUUCCACCAACCAGAAAGAGUCUGCUUCGAAUGAGGAGUUUGAAAAAACUCUGCGAACUUAUCAUCACAAUGAUGCUAAUUAUAGUUCUGAAUUGAGCUUUGAGAAGAAUGCCCAGUAUUGCAAGGAAAGGUUACAGGACAAACAGGAUGAAAUAAGUACUCAUGAAGUACAAUCAGAGAUGAAGGGAUUUCAUGAGAAUUGCAUCGGUCAAGCUGUGGAGCCAGACACCUUCAAGACUAAAAGAAAAAGACGAAGUUCCAUCACGGUAGAUGAAUGGACUGAGAAGGAGAUGAAUGAUGAAUCCACAGACAACUCAGAAGACUCACAUUCAAGUGAAGUAACAAACCUAAAAGUGUGCAUUGAGCUGACAGGAUUGCAUCCCCGCAAGCAAAGGCACCUGCACCAUCUAAGGGCACUCUGGGAGCAGCAAGUGUCUCCUGACAGAUCUACUCCUUCCAGGACAGGUCGGCUCAGUAAGAAAGAGUUAGCUGGGGCCAAGGAGCCAGAGUUCAUGGCAAAGGAGACUGAAGUCAAAGACAGGGUAGACGAAAGAAACACCAGGAAAGGAUCAGAGGCCAAAUCCAGCAGAAAUGGAUCUGAGGAGACCUUCACUAGAAAUGACAUUGAAAAAGGUUUAUCUACACCUCCAGCAUCUCCAAGGAAAAGGACAAUUUCAUCCAGCACAACAAGCAGCAGUUGGCAUGUACAGCGAAAGACAAGUACACCCGUGUCUCGAUCAUCAAAUAAACGGCAAAAAAACAAGGAAAGCCGCAAGCGUGGUGUCUUGUGCUCUGGAGAAGAAGAGGACCAUUUACGUUCACGAGUUUUACCAAAGUAUUCAAACACUGAACGGGAGAAACCUUCAGGAAAGCGCCAAUGUAAAACAAAACACUUAAUGCGUCAGGACAAAAGACAGUCAUCACUGACAGCAGAUGACUCAACUGAUGUUGAGAGCUCAGAAGAAAAGCAAACCAGUGUCAGCAGGAAUUCUAGAAAACGACCAGCACCAACCACAGACACAGAUUCUACACCAAAGAAAACAUGUGAGCAGAAGUCUGCUGAACGUCUGUUGCAAAUUCCAUUAUUCCUUCCGUGCUCCCAGCCCUUGACUGCACAAGCAGUCAGCACUCCACAGGAGACAACUCCAAGUCGUCCCAUGCCACCAGAAGCACGCAGACUCAUUGUCAAUAAAAAUGCUGGUGAGACUUUGCUGCAGAGAGCAGCACGUCUAGGCUAUGAGGAAGUAGUACUGUAUUGUUUGGAAAACAAAGUUUGCGAUGUAAAUCAUCGUGAUAAUGCAGGUUAUUGUGCUUUGCACGAAGCCUGUGCCAGAGGAUGGCUCAGCAUUGUUUGCCACCUUCUAGAACACGGAGCUGAUGUUAACUGCAGUGCUCAGGAUGGAACAAGGCCUAUUCAUGAUGCUGUAGAAAAUGAUCACUUGGAAGUGGUUCGGCUAUUGCUUUCAUACAGUGCAGAUCCAACCCUGGCCACUUAUUCGGGUCGUACUAUUCUGAAGAUGGCGCACAGUGAAGUGAUGGAAAUGUUUCUUGCAGAGUAUUUUGCUGAUUUGCAAGGUCGAAGCAAUGAUGACCCUGGCUUGUACUGGGAUUUCUAUGGCAGCUCUGUGUGUGAAUCAAUAGAAGAGUCUGGCUUUGAUGUCUUGGCUAAUCCACCAGGCCCUAGUGAUGAAGAAGAGGAGUAUGAUGAUGUGUUGGAAUUUGAGUUUUCUGAUACACCUCUUUUACCUUGUUACAACAUUCAGGUCUCUCUCUCUCAGGGUCCCCGGAACUGGCUGCUACUAACUGAUGUAAUCCGGCGACUGAAAGUUUCAGCCCGCAUCUUUCGCUCUUCAUUCCCUCAUAUUGAAAACGCCACCAUUUCAGAGGCAGAGUUCUACAGACAGGCUUCUUUGAGCCAACUUUUUACCUACCCAGAGAACUUUGAAACUCAUGACAUUGACAAUAAAGAAACACUGGAGUUGGUGGAAUUCACAAGCGAACUUCAAGAACUGUUGGGAUCAUCUGUCACAUACCUGUAUUCGGACAAUGAGGUUGAAACAUACAAUUAACUGCAAAAGGACUAGGUCACACAUAUUGGCUGCUGUUCCUACAUAAUGGCCUACAUUAAAAAAACUGUAAAUUAUGUAAAUAAUGUUAUUUCAUGGAUCGUUGUGUUUGGAAAAAACACUAUUCUGAAUACUAAAUGACAUUGUUGUCUAUGUUCUUGUAUAUUGAAAGCCAGAAUUCCAUUUUGGAUGGACUUGUGAAUUUUUCAAAAAGAAAUCUCUCUGUUUAUAAUUUUUUUUGUAUGCUGUCUGUUUCUUAUCUUUCUGUAAAUGUAAUUUUCUGCUUUUUGGCAGGUAGCCCAAAUUAGGAACUUUUUUCCUGGCACACUGCAUAUGUAAACACAUUCAUUUGAUUGUUAUUUUGUUUUUUUUUUAAAGAAGCACUGAUUUCUAAGAUGAUGUCCGCUUUCAGGUCCUGUGGUCCUUGUCCCAUGAUCUGUUUAGGAGGCUUGGUUGCGUUGAGGCACUUCACUUUAUUGUUUACAAAGUUACCUGCCGUGGUCAGGUACACUUGUAAGAUAAUGAAAACUGUAUCCUUGUAUCAGAAGUACUCUGACUUGGAUUCACUUUUAGAUAACCACAGACACAGACAUCACCCAGUCCUUUAUACAUACAUAUAUGUAAACAUGUUUUACAUUUUUGCUUUUAUUUAAAAAUGAAUUUAAAAUAUUUUUUCUGUACUUUGUACAAAAAAUUAUGAAAUUUAAAAUUUUUGAGGAUUGUACAAUAAAAUCUGUUUUGUCAAGAGUGGAGUUAUAUACUGUGGAUGUUGGGGAACUAAAUGUUUCUGAUAGUUGUAUAAUAUUUUAGAACAUCUGUUUAACUUUGUAAGUAAAACUGCUGUAUAUUUAGGUUUAUAUUUUACAGUGACUAAAACAAUUUUUCCUUAAAACAAAAGCCAAAAAAGGAAAUGUCUGUAAUAAAGACAUUGUUUGAUAAAGGGA
Molecule: messenger RNA, 3317 nt
Organism: Chiloscyllium plagiosum (whitespotted bambooshark)
Lineage: Eukaryota; Metazoa; Chordata; Chondrichthyes; Orectolobiformes; Hemiscylliidae
Source: RefSeq, a predicted model, not a curated record